This is a messenger RNA of Talaromyces stipitatus ATCC 10500, 2949 nucleotides long. RefSeq names its product ARID/BRIGHT domain protein (SWI1), putative. The coding region runs from base 1 to 2949 and encodes 982 amino acids. Gene Ontology annotation, molecular function: transcription cis-regulatory region binding. The record is from RefSeq and is a predicted model, not a curated record. NCBI's taxonomy places the organism in Eukaryota, Fungi, Ascomycota, Eurotiomycetes, Eurotiales, Trichocomaceae. Gene Ontology annotation, cellular component: SWI/SNF complex; nucleus. Gene Ontology annotation, biological process: regulation of transcription by RNA polymerase II. The transcript is spliced from 2 exons.
AUGAAUGCGUGGCUAACGGACGCCUCUAAUAUCCCCAACCAUGACAAUGGGACGUUCAAUGGGACGAUCGAUCCAUCCAUGGCUUUCCUCCAGCCAUCGCAGGCUCCCCAGGACCCUACCCAAUUCCAGCGCAUGUUUCAAAACGGAGUCCCUCGCAAUGUCUCACCCAGCUUCCACAACCCUAACCAGGUGAUACCGUCAAAACGACCGAGGCCCGAAGAUGGAAUAUCCAUGUCACCAAGACAAGCGCCAGGUGGAUUACCGGUGUCGCGUUCACAGACACCUCAAGUUCCCUAUCCAGGAUAUCAAGGGCCGGCAAAUGGAAACCCUCAGUUUGCGCAACCGAGCCCUUAUCAACAUCUGCAUCAGCAACAACAACGAGGCCCUCUAAACCCAUCACAAUCUCCCGGCCUGCAAGAUUUCGAUCAACACGGUGUUCAAAAGAUGCACACGUCGUCCCCGAGUCCUUUUUCUCCCGCAGGUCCUGUAGCAAACCAGAUCUCCACACCCCAGUCUGACCACGGAAGCCGAGUCAACACACCCCAAAACAAUACUUUCAUGCCAGGACAGGCUUUCCCUCAAGGAAUAACGCCUCAAUUUGCUCAACAAGCUGCUAUGACUUCGGGCGCGACCUCGGCUUCUAUGCAAGCUCAACUGGGAAACAUGCCGCAGGGCUUCUCACCUCAGGCUAUGGCUGCGCAGCAGCAACGGCUAUAUCAGAUGCAAUUACAGAAUCAAGCUCGCCAGAUGCAGGUCAAUAACCCUGCGAUGGUAGGCCGCCCGGCUGGUGCAAUGAACCCUAUGGUAAAUCCUCAAAUGGCGGCUUUGCGCCAGAUGCAGCACAAUAUGUCCCAGCCAAACAUUUCUAAGGCAAAUAGCCCCGAAUUAUUCCUGAAGACAUUACAGAAGUUCAUGAUGAAUCGCAACCUGCCUCUGGAUCUGAAUCCCGUUGUUAGCGGUCGCCCUAUCCAUCUGAUGCCACUGUAUGGCACUGUGAUGAAAAUGGGUGGUUCCAAGAAGAUAUCUGCGACCAACAUGUGGCCCACAAUCGCUCAAGCGUUACAGUUUCCAGUCCAGCAAUAUCCUAAUGCUGCUGCGGAAAUUCGAGAAAUAUAUGCCAAAAAUCUUGCGCCUUAUGAACAUGCUAUCCUCGUGAGUACUCAUCAGCAAAAGCAAAUGGAUAGCAUGCAACAAAAUGCCCUUCAGCGCCAGUCUGCAGACCCCAAUUUAAUGCAGUUCCAGCAAUCCCCCGUUAAAGCAGUCCCGGAAUUCGAUGCACAAGGCUCUCAGCAAUUUAUUCCGUCACCUCAGGUUACUGCAACAAUGUCAAGCAGUAUGUCGGCAGCUGCAACAAAUGGCCUCGCGAACGCUCAACAACCUCGACAGCCUAAGCAACCGCCACAACAGCCUCAACUCCCGCAUGGUCAAAGCGGUCAACGAACGGUCGGUCAGCGACAAGCGCAGGUUCCCGCUUCCCUAGCCGACUCAUCUUUACAGUCGCAAGUUGCACCACAACCUGGGGCCUCUGCCAAACCAGCUGCCUCCACGGGUAAACUCGCACCUGAUUCUACCCCUAACAAGCCCAUCAAGCAUCAUAUCGACGAAACUUUCAAAGCAACUGUUCUUCCAGACAACCAUAAGCAUGGACCUGUGGUAAUAGAUGAAAUCUAUCAACUCGGCGAAGAGAUUGCAAGGCUUAAACCCAACGUACCUUCAUUCCCCGAGUUAGGAGUGAUUGAUAUCCAUGCUUUAACAAUGAGCAUAAAGUCGGGAAUACAUGCUGAAGUUCGGCUGGCUUUGGAUACACUGAUGACAUUAUCUUCCGAACCUGCGGUGCUCUCUCUGGAUAAUUGCGAUGAUCUUGUGGAAUCGCUCGUUGAUUGUGCAGAAGAACAGCUCGACCUGCUCGCGGAGAAUGCAGCUGAAGUCUCCGAUGACAUGUUGUUGCCGUCUUACGAAGAGGUGAUACGUGGAUGUCACGUAGAGAUGGCCUCACUCUUGGACGUCCCUGAAUUCGGCAGCUUGGGCUAUGAACUUGACCGGGCAGCUGACAGAGUGCUCUGUAUCACUGCCAUAAUCAGAAACUUCUCGUUCUCGGAAUUAAAUUUCGGGAUACUAGGAAGCGCUCCAGUUAUCACGAUGUUCUCUACAAUCAUCCGAUAUCUCGGCACCCGCAACAUGCUAUUACGGACCAACCAAAAUAUUUUGGACUUCAUGAAAGACGCCGUCACGUAUUUAAGUAAUAUUGCUCAAACCGUGAACCUGCCAGGCAAGGAAGAGGCAUUUUGCUUACUUCACUUCCUCUUAUCCUUUUCUCCGUUACCGACUCCUGUUCUCGGCUCUGAAGGUGUCACAUUCACCCAAUAUGUCCCCAGCAUCCAUAAAUAUACACCAGCAGCAACUGACAGUCUGGCCAAGCUUCUUGCUCGUGAUGAACCGAACCGCAUGUACUUCAAGACGAUAUUUCAGGAGUCUCAAUGUUCCCCCCAGAAUGAGUUGCUGACUCGUGCAUUUGGUAUGGCUAUAUGUGCUGUUCCUGACCAACCACGGAAAUCUUUGGCAUUUUCGGAUUCUCGAAAAGUCUUUCUCAUGCAAGGUCUAUUGGCGGCCGAGAUACUCACUGGCCUGGCUGAUGGGAUAACAGCUCGAACUUGGCUCCAGUCAACGGACGGCACAGACCGCAUUGCCAUGGCGCCAACUCCUCGUCACCCGCAAGCCCGAGGUCAGCCAGACUCGGAAAGCAAUCCGUUUGUAUCCAUAGUUAACCGAGGCUUGAGCAUCCUUCGAAAGCUAGCUGAAAGGUCUAAGCAGGAAGACUCUAUAUCUGAACAACCAUUCCCGCUCUGCGUGUUACCCAAGCGAGAAAGUCUUUUAGGUGCAAUGUUGACACCACAUUUGGAUGCAGCGAUUGUGAAGCAGUUAAUUGCAUAUGCGGGUCUGGGGAAUUGA